AUGGAUGAUAUUUGCAUGUCAUCUGAUUUAGGAAAAGAUUCACAGGAAAUUAUUUUUAAUACCACAAAUGAUCUAGACGUACACAAUGAUUUUGAGUUUUAUGAUUCCGAAGAUUCUUUUAAUCAAACAACAGCACAACCAACUUCAGUCUUAAAUAUUACAUCUGCGCAUGAUUCUGUGUUGAAUAUAAAUGAAAAAUACGUUAGUCCAACAAUAAUGAAUAAGAAACCAAGUGAAAUUUCAGAAAUAAAUACUGACUUUGUUGCAGUCAUAGAACCAGUAUUUUAUGCCUCAACACCGAAUAAUUCUAUUUUAUCAGUGAACACAAAUAAUGUCCAUGACCUACAUAGGGCUGAAGUAUUGACUACAUCACAAGAGGCUUCUGCCAAUGUAAUAAAUACUCAACAUGAUUCUUCUCGGUUAAACGCCAGCGAAGAAGUUAAAUCUUUGGACAAAAUGGAUGACUAUUCCUUGAUAACUAAAAACGUAACAAGUAAUACUACUAAUUGUGUGGUAAAUACGACUUCUGACAGAAGAUUUGCGGAGCUAAAAAAUGAGAAUAGCGAUGAUGAUUGUAACACUAAAAGCCAAGUGUCCUUCGAUUCGGGAAAUGAAAGGUCGAGCCAUAAAUAUUUUAUCGAUUUGUCAAGUUUACCUGAUUCGUUGCCUCCUAAAAAAACAAGUGAGUUAGAUAAUGCGCAUGAAAAAAGUAAGAUUUUCAACAUAUUUGUCGAUUUAGGUGAUAAGGCACCAGUAAAGGAGAUGCCCAGUAGACUAUCAUCCGCACUGAACGUAAAAAGACAAAUCGAUAAAAGUCAACCAGCUCAAGAAAAACCUAAUAAAAAUUCAAAAAUAAUAAAUGCUGAAAAACGCCAGUCUGCAUUGACCGAAAAAACCACAUUGUGUAACAACUCUACACUAUCUGAGUUUGAAGUAAUAGAAGCUUUAUGUAACGACCCAAAUAUAAGUCUUACUGAAAUAAUUCAUACACCAAAAACAAAAAAGAAUAAAAAUGAGAAAACAAGUUUGUCUCAAGAACCAUUUCGAAACCACAGUGAGCAAAGCAAAUCUGCAAUAUGUCAAGAAGUUUUUCAAAAGGCCGAUUCUUACGUAAAAUUGUCCGACUUGGAUAAUCCAGUGUCACAAACAGAUUUAUCUGAACGUCUUGAGACAGCAAAUGACGCCCGAAUGACUAGAUCUAUUCCAGACAACAACUGGAGAAAACAAUAUCAGUCUACCUGUGUAUCGAUAGGUUUGCUAAGUUCUUUUCACUCUGAGAACGCAUUGAGCUUAAAUAGACUUUUUCCAAAUUUAAAGAAUGAUAUCAGUAGAAGUAUGCCCGGGUCAUUGUCAGCCAGGACGUCGCUAUUAAAGCCUGGUAUAGUUCCAAGUCCCGGAGAGACCGAUGAGCCGAAUAUGACGUCGGAUGUUUCUGAAAUUAGCAGUGUCCAAAGCAGUACAUGCCGCUCUAUUGUUGAAAGUACAACAGAAGAGUCAAGUCACGUAGCAAAUUUGAUUGUUAAUUGUCAGUCCCGUUUAGGGCAAGAUUUGCUUCGAAUGUUCAUAGAGGAAAUAGCGCCGGAUGUUAUAGUAGAGGUGGCUGGAAAACGUAUUAAAGCGCAUAAAUGUAUUUUAUCUUCCCGAUGUCAAUAUUUCGCUCGAAUGCUUAGUGGAGGCUGGGUCGAAAGUGCUGGAAAUGUCAUUACUUUAUCGUUAUUUUCCUUUGAGGCCGUUCAUUUUGUGCUGUGCCAUAUAUAUUCGGGAACGUCCGAUCUUCCUGACAGUAUACGCAUUGUUGAGUUAGCAGCCAUGGCGGAUAUGUUGGGACUAGAGGGACUCAAGGAAGCAAUUAUGGUCAAGCUUAAAGUCACUUAUUGUCAUAAUUUCCAUACGCCGUGCUCAAUUUGUAUUGUGGGUGUCGUCGAGUGCUUACCGCUAUCGGCUGUGUAUGGGUUGGACGAUCUGUACCGCAAAAUCUUAAGAUGGAUGACAAAACAUUUUGCAACCAUUUGGCCGACGAAACCAUUCGCUACAUUACCAAAGGAGCUCUUAGAAAAAUGUUACCAAGAGCAUGUUGUUAAUUUAUCAAUUGAUAAUUUUCUCGACACGGUGUAUGGAUGCGGAAGCAUAGUUGGUAUACUGGAAAAUACAAAAUGGGCUGAAAAAGUGGCUCAAAUGUGCCGACGGUUGGUUAACGCAGCCGCGCAUUUUGCUGCACCGAAACUAGUUCAAAUCCUCGAAUUAAUCGCCACCGUUCCAAACGACUCAGCUCCGUUAGCAAAGCAGGCUUUAAAGGACUGUUUAACAGCAGCUAUAGAAUGGGCUCCACCCGGCGAAACCUGCAAAGCAUACGCCUUUCUAUCAAACCUAGUUAAAAUAAUUCGGUCUAAGGCAGAUCUGAUUUUAAAUGUUAACGGGAAAGUCGCAGACCCUGAUAACCUAUUGUACACAAACGCCAAUAAUUGGCGUUUGCAGUGUGAGAAUACAUUGGUCAGAGCCGCACCGCGCGUCGUCAGCACUCAAGCAUUCAAAGAUUUACCAACGGAGUUAAGGAAGAGGCUGAGAGAACUUGGAUGUAUUGUGUACGGACAUCAAGCGAACCCUACAUUCUCACCCAUACCAGGAAGAUAUACCAAAAGCAUGUCUCAAACUAAACCUUGCGAAGAUAUAAUAAAAAGCCUUGAUAUGGAACACGUACGAAAGUCUUUCGUUCCCUACAAAGCAAAACCCUACGCAGUAACCACAGAGAAAGUUAAGUGUGAGCGAGAAAAGAAAAAACCGAUUUUAGUACGGACAACGCGGGCCCAAGAAAAACGCGCUAUAUACAAUAUGUCGAAGACGGGACCUGCGAAAUCGAAUUCACAAAAUCCAUCAGCGAAAACACCACGUUACCUUGACCCGAAUUCGUGUAAAGAUACAAAGAUGCCGCAAAAGAAUUUUAUUAAUAAAGUUAUGUCAUCUACCGAGAGCUCCCGUAACUCGAGUCCCGUGCUUAAAAGGAAUGAGAUAAAACAAGCUAAAGCAAUGUCCGAAGAUAGCCUUGCAACUACAUCGAGGCCGAGAACUGCCGAACCAUCGACGGAUUCACUUAGCGAGUCGCAAAGUAACAAGUACGGUACUUACACCAAAACAAAACACGCCCUCAAAGGAUCUAUCGAAUCAGUAACGACGCAACAUAGUAUAAGCUCCAAUAGAAACACAACAAAAAUACCUUUAUAUUCAUAUGCUGGAUCCAAAACUGAGAGCCAAUGUCGUCGUCAAAUUGCUCAAAAUGAACCAAAAACAUAUAAAACACAAUCCAGUAGGAUGUCAACAAAUAUACCUAAACCGAAGAUUUCAUUUCCUGGUUCCCUCAUGAUGGCUACUAAAGCCAGUUCAGCUAAAAUAGUGACGAAAGUUCUGAAGGAACCCGUCAAAACGAAGAAGGUGCCUAAAAAAGCAAAGGAUGUGGAAUCAAGGCCAAUAGGAAGAUCAGGCACGUUCUUAAAGGAUGAACCGACCUUCAGUGAAGAAUCAAAGUUAAUGAGUAAAUAA
This is a messenger RNA of Pieris macdunnoughi, 3534 nucleotides long. NCBI's taxonomy places the organism in Eukaryota, Metazoa, Arthropoda, Insecta, Lepidoptera, Pieridae. The record is from the annotation of a GenBank genome assembly.